Molecule: messenger RNA, 627 nt
Organism: Diachasma alloeum
Lineage: Eukaryota; Metazoa; Arthropoda; Insecta; Hymenoptera; Braconidae
Exons: 3
Coding region: 153-506 (117 amino acids)
Source: RefSeq, a predicted model, not a curated record
UGCGCCAAGCCCCGUGUUCGACAGUUCAGUUUCCUCCAGGAUUUUGAACCGGUUGCUACGCUACUCGUUCCCCACUUCCAUUCAGUGAUUUUUGUGAUUCGGUGGGGCUGUUCGAAGGGCUCAUAUUCACGAUCAUCUCGAUUUUAGUAAAAAUGGAGAUGAAUUUUCGCGUAAAUUCGACGAGGGAGAGAAGUGCAGUGGAAGGUCACGAAUGGACAACGACAUCCCCGCUGACACCAGAAGAGGAAGAUGCAGUAGUAACUCUCGUUAUCAUAGUGCUCGGCGUAAUAAUCGCGAUCGUCGUGCUAUUCUCAAUGGGGAUUUUUCUCGAUUGCAAGCACCAAAUACGUGACUCAAGGAAGAAGAAGACACGUUUGCGGAUGAAGAUGCCCCUCUCCCCCCUGAAGAAACACAAAGACGAUGGUAGAUCCCUCGCAUCGGACAUGUGUCCAAGCGGAACAACACAGUUCGGAGCAAUAAAAAUGACAGAAGACGCAGCAGUCUGACAGCCCUACGUCACUAAUCCGUAAACCCAGCGAAACGAUAAAUCCACAGAGAAAAAUAUCCAGUAAAAAUUACGGGACUCACAGUUCGCUCACCGAUUACGGAAUCGACUCAGAAAAUUCA